Molecule: messenger RNA, 2482 nt
Organism: Ziziphus jujuba (common jujube)
Lineage: Eukaryota; Viridiplantae; Streptophyta; Magnoliopsida; Rosales; Rhamnaceae
Product: protein neprosin
Exons: 7
Coding region: 813-2159 (448 amino acids)
Source: RefSeq, a predicted model, not a curated record
GAAGAAAGGUGAAACCUUGCCAAAUGGCAAUACAAAAUUGUAGAGAGCAUGGCAAUUGAGUGCUACAUAGUUUAGAUUUAAAAAUAAAAAGGUUGGGGGAAAAAAAAAAAAAAAAAACCAAAAACAAAAAAGGGUUGGAGAGACUGAGAAGGGAAGAAAAGAAAAAAAAGAGAAGAAAUAGAAGGAAGGUGUGCGGUUUGGAGGAAAAAUUAAUGGCAAAGUGUAUGGUGGCAGAUACACAUUGAAGGAGUGUAAUAAAAAGGGCUGUUUCAGUUGGGUAGGUCUGGUUUUUAUAAUGCUUUCAAGUUUCAACCCCUCUCUCUCUCCCUCUUUGCCUUAACUCUUUUUGCCUUCCAAACAAACAAAUUUUGCAAACACUAGCUACUGUUUAAUUUUCUUCAUCAUCAUCAUAUACAUAUAUAUAUAUAUAUAUAUAUAUGUGAAACCAAUGCAGGCAAUGAUGAUCUUGAUGCUCAUGAAGUUCUAAAGGAUCAGGUGUAAUUAACCUCCACACCCACCUUCUCUUCCUUACCAUUAAUAAAGAUAGAGAGAGAGAGAAUAUAUAUAUAUAUAUAUAUUUAUAAAAAAAAAGAAAAGAAAAGAAAAAAAGGGUUCCCCAAUUACAAGUCAUUUUCUUAGGGGUUUCUUUUCUUGUUUGUGUUGGUGUCCGGUGCAAGUAAAUAUCAAAGGGAAAGUUUUCAGAUUUUAUUUCUCUCUGCACUUUGUUUUACUAGUAAUGGAGUUUUAGGUUUUUUUUUUUUUUCCUCUUUCUCUGCUUUCCUUUUUCUUUUCCUUUUGGCACUGAAUGAGAUAUGGGUAUUGUUGGAAAGAAGAGAGGCUUCUCAGCUCUUCUUCUUCUUCUUCUUCAACAUCUUCUUCUGGCUUUCCUUAUCACCAUCGUUUUCCAAAGCUUUACAGUCGUUUCGGGCUUAAAUUACUCCGAUUAUAGACAAGUCAGUAGCCUGAGACUACAACGGAUUCAAAGGCACCUGGACAAGAUUAACAAGCCCGCCGUCAUGACCAUACAAAGCCCAGAUGGAGAUAUAAUAGAUUGUGUCCAUAAAAGAAAACAGCCAGCUUUAGAUCAUCCUCUUUUAAAGAAUCACAAGAUCCAGAAAGAACCACCAGAGAGACCGAAACUAUCGAAAAUUUUGAAUCAAAAUGAGGCUAAAGAUGAGAAGAAGAAGAAUACAACUAAUUAUAUGAAUGAACAAGUAUUGGAAGGUGCAUGGCAAAUGUGGCACAGAAAUGGAACAAGGUGUCCAAAGGGUACGGUUCCAGUGCGGCGGAGCACAGUGGAUGAUGUUUUGAGAGCAAAGUCUUUGUUUGACUUUGGAAAGAAAAAAAGGAAGAUUGAUCUUGCUAGACGUACCGAUGCUCCGGAUGUAGUUAGUGCAAAUGGGCAUGAGCAUGCGAUUGCCUACACUGGAUCAUCGCUAGAAGCGUACGGGGCUAAGGCGACAAUAAACGUGUGGGACCCAUCAAUCCAAGUGGUCAACGAGUUCAGUCUCUCACAAAUUUGGGUUCUUUCCGGUUCAUUCGACGGCUCAGAUCUCAACAGCAUAGAAGCAGGAUGGCAGGUCAGUCCGGAGCUUUAUGGUGACAGCAGACCCAGAUUGUUCACUUACUGGACGACGGAUUCAUACCAAGCAACGGGAUGCUACAACCUUCUAUGUGCAGGAUUUGUACAGACAAAUAGCAAGAUAGCAAUUGGAGCUGCCAUUUCACCAGUUUCUUCAUAUUCUGGCAACCAAUACGACAUUAGCAUUCUCAUUUGGAAGGAUCCAAGGCUAGGAAAUUGGUGGAUGGGAUUUGGGGAGAACAUUCUAGUGGGUUACUGGCCAGCAGAGCUAUUCACCCACUUAGCAGACCAUGCAACCAUGGUGGAGUGGGGUGGUGAGGUGGUCAACACCAGGGCUAACGGCAAGCACACCUCGACCCAAAUGGGUUCGGGUCAUUUCGCGGACGAUGGGUUCGGAAAAGCUAGCUAUUUCAGGAACCUGGAGGUUGUAGAUUCAGAUAACAGCCUUAGCUCAGUCCAUGAUAUCUCAAUACUUGCAGAGAACACAAACUGUUAUGACAUCAAGAGCUACUACAACAAUGACUGGGGUACUUACUUCUACUAUGGUGGCCCAGGAAACAAUCCUCAAUGCCCAUGAUGAUGAUGAUGAUGAUGAUGAUCAUAAUCAUUGAUGAUGAUCAUGAUCAAAAUCAUCUUCAUCAUUUGGAAGCUGAUCAUAUAUACAAAUAUAUCUAUAUAUGUUUACUAUAAUUAGUUUUACGUUGAUCAUUAAUUAAUCUCUAUUGUUAUAUUAGUAUUGUCAAAUUCUUUGUCUGUAAUUAUAGCUAGGGUUCAUGCUAUAUUUCCAGUGUUCAGCUUGUUCCUGCAGCUGGCUGUAGUGUAUGCGCAUAUGGACAUCCACAUUUUUGUUUUGGUGAUUUAUGCAAGAUGCAAAUUUAAGAAGAUUGAAUUUUACGUAUA